GGCAAUUGAACACAAAGCAAUGUUAAAGAACACAGAUGAACUUUUGUGUAAAAGCCCAUUGUCCCUGACAAACACAAGAGUAAUAGAUACUGACAUUUGCAAGGCUAAAACCUUGUUCAUAGUUGUGACUAUUGGCAUUUUAAUUCUUCUAUCAGCAAUCGCAGCAUCCAUGUAUAAAUACCAGUUUCACUUGCUCUACUGCUGGAUACUGAUGAAGGGGUACCAGAGUACCCAAUUGCAGGAGUGUAAAUUUGAUGCCUUUGUUGUCUACUCCAGUCAUGAUGAAAAUUGGGUCAUGGAUGAAUUGGUAGAGAACUUGGAGAAUGGAGUACCUCCUAUCGAGCUGUGUCUACACAACAGGGACUUCCAGCCAGGACAACUGAUAACCUCCAACAUCCUCGAAGAAGGAAUCAUGAGCAGCAGGAAAGUCAUCGUUGUGUUAUCCAAAAACUUCAUUGCAAGCAGGUGGUGCAAAUUUGAAUUUGAUAUGGCAUGAUCGUGGCAAUUUCUCGAGGGAACACCGGGUAUAAUAGUGAUUGUGUUGGAAGAUAUCAAGGAGGAGGAGAUAAAGCAUGUGUUUAGACUUCUCAAAUACCUGAAGAAAAACACCUACUUGAAAUGGAAAGACAAUGCCCUGAGCCACGAGAUUCUGGACCCAUCUCAGGAAAGCUGUUCUCUCGGGGAAAAGGUGAUCUGAGGCAAAGUACAUAUAAAUUCAAAUCAGCAAAAGCCAAAGUAUGAGAUUGGGAUGUAAAACUGAUAAGAGGAGGAAAUUCCAAAUAUUUCUUAAGCAGUCGCACUGAGAGCAGACAUACUGUUUUUUAACAUUUAAGUAGCACACUGUUUGGAUCUCCUUCGCCAUAUCAUUAGGCUCUUUUCUUGUAUGAUAGCAAUAAGAUGCUUCAAGGAGUGCGUUGUUGUGAAUUAAUAGCUAGCAAGAUGGCAUUUCAAAACAGUGCACACCAUGUUGUGCCUAUUUGCUGAAUAAAAUCUGAUUGUAUGGUGCAUUAUGGCAGCAGUAAAGUGUUUUUUUUAGAAAUAAUAUCUACUGUAGUACACUCUGAAUCACUGUGACUAAAAUGUGCAAAUAAGGUUUCUGCAUCACUAGUUCAAAUUCUACAGCAUCUACCCUUCUACAAACUACCCCGAUACCUAGAUUACAAUCGAUCAGUUCAUCCAAUAGGAUCUCUCAAUUGGAUUUGAUCUUGUGAUCACGCAGGUGACAGGCCUGCCACCACA
Molecule: messenger RNA, 1239 nt
Organism: Acipenser ruthenus (sterlet)
Lineage: Eukaryota; Metazoa; Chordata; Actinopteri; Acipenseriformes; Acipenseridae
Product: toll-like receptor 4
Biological process (GO): defense response to Gram-negative bacterium; inflammatory response; immune response
Cellular component (GO): membrane
Molecular function (GO): transmembrane signaling receptor activity; lipopolysaccharide immune receptor activity; lipopolysaccharide binding
Source: RefSeq, a predicted model, not a curated record